This is a messenger RNA of Metarhizium acridum CQMa 102, 969 nucleotides long. The record is from RefSeq and is a predicted model, not a curated record. Lineage: Eukaryota; Fungi; Ascomycota; Sordariomycetes; Hypocreales; Clavicipitaceae.
AUGACCAAAAAUAGCACAAGCAUAUUCCUGUCCGGACUUGAGAAGAAAGGAGGCCCUCAUGACCUCGAAGGAGUGUCGCUUUGGGUGUCUGGUCAAGACGGCAAGGAUUUUGAUGCCGUCUUUUCGGGCGACUUAUUACAGAAGCUUCAGGACACCCUAGGCGGUGAUUCCUGCAAGGACAAGGGUCAUGGAGACGCUUGCUACCAGGCGCUUCACGGCGUCUUGCGGUCGGCAGACAUGUCGGUAGACAAUGGGCUUGCGAAGCGCGACUUUUACCGGCUGGUAUCCAGAUCGUUCCUCGUGUGGCGAUUGCUAGAGGACGAAAACCAACACAUUCCUCAAGCAGCAGCCAGCUCGGCCGGCGGUUUGGACCGCGGAAGACCAUUGACCAUAUCAGCUGAAGGCUCGUCCAUAGUCGUCAUUACGCCGACACCCGAUCCAACUGCUCCUCCAACAAAGUACGUUUCCCUCCCUGUACUCCGUACGUAUAUCACAAACACCAUCAAGCCAACCCGCGUAGUGGCCCCGCUCCACCUACAUACAACAACUCACAUCACAAAAGACGACAAAGACUACAAGGUUGGCGACGUCGUCAUCAACCUGGAUAAAAAUGAAGCGACACGUAUAUCAGACAUGAUUGGCAUGUCGGGCUGCAAGGAUGGCGGUCAUGGCAAGAAGCGCAGUCUUUCCAGCGGCCUUGCCGCGGCUGGAUGCGCCGUUCCCGCGGUCCUUCAGCAAGCCAGGCCCGGAGGCGCGUUGCAGGAGCUCCGCGGUCUUCGACCACGGGGACCGCCGCUCCGAUUCCAAGGGGCAGACAUUGUCCGGGCCGCCAACGAAGCCCUUGACGUGGCGCGGGAACUUGCACCACUUAUAGCCAUGUCCCCUGGGCUCAUCGACCACCUUGCCAUGAUGGUGUUUGCGCUAGGUAUAGAGGAGUUUGCUGACCACGUCGCCAUCGAGACACCAUAG